GGGUAGUUUCUGAGGCCAGGGGAAUCUUCUGGAAUGUUUGAGGAGCGCUGGUUAUGGAGCUGAGUGAACCGAGCUGAUCACAUCAACAUAAAAUGCACCGGAAGAGCCCGCAGAUGCCGGAGCGGGAGCGGGAGGCCCCGGUUUUGUCCUCCUUCCCGGUGGUUUUGAAGAAUCUUCUGGAGAACCCGCCGCAGAAGCUGCUGGAGAGUGAGGGUAAGGAUGAGGGCAAAGAGAAGAAUGUGGAUGAAGCAGCCAGCAGCACCACAGCUGCCUCUGCCUCCCUCAUGCCAACCAUCUGGGAUAAGACUAUUCCCUAUGAUGGGGAGACCUUCCAUCUUGAGUACAUGGAUCUGGAUGAAUUCCUCUUGGAAAAUGGCAUUCCAGAUGGUUCAAACCAGUUUGAACUGCAGGAAGAACUGCAAGUUGGUCUCUUGCCGGUAGUGGAACUGGAAGAGAAAGUAUCGUCUCCUACAUUGUUGUCAUCUGGAAAUAUGACGCGUUCUAAAGUGGAGAGUGAUGAAACAGGUGGGAAGAAAUCUGAACGGAAGACUCCAAACUCUGUAGACCUGGAAGAUGUUGAUGUUCUGGUGAAUUUUGAACCUGACCCUACUGACCUGGCACUGUCCAGUGUUCCAGGAGGAGAACUUUUUAAUCCACGGAAGCAUAAGUUCAGUGAUGAGGAACUCAAACCACAGCCCAUGAUUAAAAAAGCGAAAAAGGUCUAUGUACCGCCAGAGCAAAAGGAUGAUCGCUACUGGGCAAGACGCAAGAAGAACAACGUGGCAGCGAAGCGUUCACGUGAUGCCCGGAGACUGAAAGAGAAUCAAAUCACAGUUCGAGCAGCCUUCCUAGAGAAGGAAAACUCAGCCCUGAGGCUGGAGGUGGUUGAGCUGCGUAAAGAGGUGGCACGGUACAAAAGUAUCAUCUCUAAAUACCGACCUCAAUAAGAGACCUUCAACUCUGGGGGUUCAGAGUGGGGAAUGUGUUUUUUUUUAAAAGCAAAAUUCUCUUAAACAGACAGCAACUUUCAAAACAGCACAGCUAACUUCUUAGUCACUCCCUCAUCCUAAGGAAAACAAAUUUAAUGGCUUUUAUUUUGAACAGCCAAAUAUAUUAAUGAAGCAUUAAACCUCCUUUCUCCCAUCUUUAAAUAGUAGGUUUCAUUUCAUUAUAAUAGAGAUGAAUAACUGGAUCUGCUUGUUCAAUGAAUCAGUAAUCAUUUGUUGGGGAGAUUAGGGUUUGAUUUUUGGAAGACUGAUGUUUAAUUGGUCUAGAGCUGCCCCACCAUUAAAACUCAUCCUUUGGAGUACUGAGCUACUUCUGAUAGACAAGUCAUUCAUGGUGCAGGAGCUUAGACAGUGACCUCUUAAAUACUUGUUAAAUAUCAGAAUGAGCCCUUGCAAAAGAGAAACUAGGACCAGUAGGAGUCUGCCCACUGCUACUGCUGUGCCAUUCAAUAUUAAUCACGGCUAAUCACCUACAUCAACUC
Hemiscyllium ocellatum (epaulette shark) is the source of this 1489-nucleotide messenger RNA. RefSeq names its product thyrotroph embryonic factor-like. The transcript is spliced from 5 exons. Gene Ontology annotation, molecular function: DNA-binding transcription factor activity, RNA polymerase II-specific; RNA polymerase II cis-regulatory region sequence-specific DNA binding. Gene Ontology annotation, cellular component: nucleus. NCBI's taxonomy places the organism in Eukaryota, Metazoa, Chordata, Chondrichthyes, Orectolobiformes, Hemiscylliidae. The coding region runs from base 93 to 947 and encodes 284 amino acids. The record is from RefSeq and is a predicted model, not a curated record. Gene Ontology annotation, biological process: regulation of transcription by RNA polymerase II.